Chiloscyllium plagiosum (whitespotted bambooshark) is the source of this 4094-nucleotide messenger RNA. The record is from RefSeq and is a predicted model, not a curated record. NCBI's taxonomy places the organism in Eukaryota, Metazoa, Chordata, Chondrichthyes, Orectolobiformes, Hemiscylliidae.
CACUCCUCCCACUCAGGGGGUGAGGAGUAUUUGUGGGUGAAAGCGAGUAGCAGUGAGUGUCCAGUCUGGCUCAGUUCCCCAGUCCAGACAGCACCUCGGCAGCCCAGCAGAGGCCAGCAAUCUGCAGCCUACCAGGACGCUUCGCUCUCUUGGGAGGUUUGAAGGAUGUUUGACUCAGUGAAGCCUUAUGGAAACCAGGAUUUCUAUAACCUGAAGAGGGAGUGCCAACAGCGCAACCAGCUGUUUGAAGACCCUUUGUUCAUUGCCGAUGAUGAAUCUCUAUUCUGUACAACGGCACUGCUGUCCAAUGUCCGCUGGAAACGCCCAACUGAAAUCUGUAACAGCCCUCACCUCUUUGUGGAUGGGAUGAGUGCCCAUGACCUGAACCAGGGCCAGUUGGGUAACUGCUGGUUUGUCGCUGCUUGUUCCUGCUUAGCCUCCAGAGAUGCUUUGUGGCAGAAGGUCAUCCCGGACUGGAAAGAACAGGAAUGGGCAGUGGACAGACCGAACAACUACGCUGGAAUUUUCCACUUCCGCUUCUGGCGUUUCGGAGAGUGGAUCGAUGUUGUGAUCGAUGACCGACUGCCUACAGUCAAUGGCCAGCUGAUCUACUGUCACUCCAAUUCCAAGAAUGAGUUCUGGAGCGCGCUGGUGGAGAAAGCUUACGCCAAGCUGGCAGGCUGCUAUGAAUCUCUGGAUGGCGGGAACACUGCAGACGCCCUGGUGGAUUUCACUGGCGGUGUCUCGGAGCCGAUCGACCUGGUCCAGGGGAACUUCAGCACCCUGGAGGAUCAGAGGCUGCAACUGUUUGAGAAGCUCCUGAAGGUGUUCAGCCGUGACGGCCUCAUCAGCAGCUCGAUCAGGGUCUCAUCAGCUGCCGAGAUGGAAACCCGUCUGAGCACUGGCCUGGUGAAAGGCCACGCCUAUGCCGUGACUGAUGUCCGGAAAGUACGCCUGGGCCACGGCCUCCUGGCCUUCUUCAAGGCAGAAAAGCUCUUCAUGAUCAGGAUGAGGAAUCCCUGGGGUCAAAAGGAAUGGAACGGGCCGUGGAGUGACAGCUCUCAAGAGUGGCAGAAGGUCAGCAAAGGAGAGCGUGAAGCAAUGGGUGUCACCGUGCGGGAUGACGGAGAGUUCUGGAUGUCGUUUGAUGAUUUCUGUGUGAACUUCACAGACCUUGUUGUCUGCCGUAUCAUCAACACCUCCUUCUUCAGCUUCCACAAGACCUGGGAGGAGGCCAUGGUAAAGGGCUCAUGGACCAGGCACGAGGACCCCCUGAAAAACCGUGCUGGAGGCUGCAUCAAUAACCGCGACACCUUCCUGCAGAAUCCGCAAUAUAUGUUCGAUGUCAAAAAGGAAACGGACGAAGUAUUGAUCUGCCUCCAACAGAAAGAUGUUCGCUAUAAUCGAAAGCAGGGCAGAGGGGAGAAACUGUCGAUGGGGUUUGAGGUCUACAAGGUGGAGUUGAACCGUAACUACAGGAUGCACACCAUUCAGCAGAAAGUGGCCGGCUCAGUCUACAUCAACUCCAAGACCAUCUUCCUGCGGGAGGUGCUCCCUCAGGGACGCUACGUCAUCGUCCCCACCACCUUUGAGCCGGGCAUACAGGGCGAGUUCUUACUGAGGAUCUUCACCGAUGUGCCAUCCAACUUCAGUCGUCUUCACAGGGAGCUCACCCUCAACGAGCCGCCAAGGACCUGCUGGUCUGGGCUAUGCGGGCACCCCAAGAUGGUGACUCAAGUUCAUGUUGUUGGUGCCAGUGGAUUGGCCCAACAGGACGGUGAGACAGGAGCUGACCCAUAUGUCAUUAUCCGGUGCGGAAGAGAGAAGGUCCGGUCGCCCAUCCACAAGAACACGGUGAAUCCAGAAUUUGACGUCAAGGGAAUCUUCUACAGGAAAGAUCCUAAGGACCCCAUCCGCAUCGAGAUUUGGAAUAACAAUGUCCUAAGUGACCAGUUCCUUGGUCAAGUGACUUUAACGGCUGACCCCAGUGACCUCCAGCCACAGCACACCCUUCACCUGAAGGACAAGAGUAACCGGCAGGGCAGUGAACUUCCUGGGACCAUCAGCUUGAAGAUCAGCAGCAGCCAUGAGCUGGCCGGUAUCUAAACUCUACAGAGAAACACUUGUCGCCAUCGGAAACAUGGAACAAUCGAUCGAAUCAGGGUUCGACCGGGUCCUCCAGGAUCCACGGAUAAGAAAUUUUAGAAAUGGGAAAAGGCUCCUGGCCUGUCCCUCAAACCGAUGCCUUAAGCCCUAUCCCUUAUGGAGUCUCCUGUACUUGUUUCUUGAUGCUAGGACCCUUUGGGAGUGUGGGGGUGGGGUACAUGGGGCUGCCCCAGUAGGUUUCUCUCCUGUAAGUUUCCGCAUGAAGUCACUUCUCGCUUAGUAACCCCCCAGCCCCCCCCAACCAUGCUCAAAGGUCACCGCUUAGACUGUGCACCCCAACGUCGCUCUGCUCAAUGGACACCAAUUCCCACAGACCCAGCCUGCUUGCUCAUUGGCUGGACUUAACCGACGCUGAGACUGGAAGGGGAGGCUGGAGCUCCACUUUGUGCCAGUCACAGCCCAUGGUCAGUCUCAACCCCAACAUACACCCACUCCCUUUCCCAUCGCCCCACUCCCAACACAUCCCUCCCUCUGCCAAAAGGAAGGGGCAAGUAGGAAGAAGACUGUUCCUAAGGUAAUUGUUGUGACUCCUGUAACGUUUGGCAUUCUUGUAUUUAAUUCUGAUAAACAUAAACAGAUGCCCACCAUCAAUUUCCAAUCUCUCUCUCUCCCCCCUAGUGGACCCUUCAGAUCUUGACUCCCUUUCUUGGAGUCAGGAUAAUGCUCAGUUCCUACUCUUUGCUGUCUUUCAGCACCACUGUCCUCUGAGUAACAAGCAGUUUUCUAAUCUAGAAAUUAUCACUGCCCAGAGAUUUGCAUUGAUGACUAGGUCAUCAGGGAGAAGAACAUUAACAUUUUUAUCAAUUAUUCAUCCUCGUGCAAUACUAAUCUCUGUCACAUUGCUAAGAGACAAAUUGAUAAAGCUUUUCAUUUCACACUCAUCAGGACAAUUGCAGGAUUGCCAAAUUUCAAAUGAGCACAACAAUUUGUAACACAGAAGAAAAGGAUGCUGGGAAGGUCUGCUCUGUGCAUGCUGAUUCGCCGAUUAAAAAGAGCUGACCUGCAAAGCAAUCAGCACCCUCUUCCCCUGCAGUAUAUUUCAUUUCACCUCGGAGUUUCAGGACACUACAUGAUGCAUUUCCCUGCACCAAUUCCUGUUGCCCUUCCUAUCUUCCUCCCUCCCAGAUUCCCAGUGGCACUCCUCCUGUCCCUUUGGACCUUUAUAAACUCUAUUUGCUGCUGACCCUUCCACUAAAUGAUGAUUGGUUCCCGUUUGGGAAUCUUGGCAGUGUCUUGUGUCAGUGCCUUGACUCUCACACUCCCAUCUGACCCCAUGUCAGCAACUCCAGGGGUAGGACUGUCUGUUGGGGCCAGUAGUUGACAGGGAAGCCAUUUUGUGAUCCACAGGCCUUCUCUGAUGAUGCACACUUUGAGCACGAUUUUUGCCAUAGUGUUUUUUAAAUCUGUUGUAUGAAAGAAAUAGCUUAGGAUUAUUUUUAUCAAAAAUUGCUUUAUUGUUUUUUUGUACCUUUUUUCUUAAAAAUUCUUUUGUUUUACUAGCAUGAAGGAUUUUUUUGUGCCAAUUUAGGAAUGAAGGAAUGUCCUUAUUGAUGGGCUUGUGUCCGUAGCUACCUUCUAGUUGACAAUGGCAAAAUGGUUUGGUGUAAUGGGUGUGUGUACAUGGAGGAAUGUUCCAAAUAACUGUUCAAAACUUGGGCAUCUUGUGAACUUGUAGAUCCUGUGCACAGACUUCUCUUCCCUCCCCGUAGAAAAUCCCCAGAGGAAGUCACUGGAUUAUUUAUGAACCGUCCCUGAGAGUAAUCGGAGCCUUGGCUCCGUGCUCCCAGUCCGAAUGACUGGUCAAAGCCUCACGCCGAGUCUGGCCUAACAGAAUGGCGAUUGGCCAACCCCAGUCACUCACAACCAGCGGCCAUUACCAGGAAGUGCUUCCGAGGGGAACAGAGGAGAGUCUGCAGAUGCAUUCUGUU